UGGAACGAGUCCGUUUGGUGACAACACUAGUGGUGGUUAAAUUGCGCAUAUUUUCUACAUGUGGAUUUUAGAAUAUUUUCAUGAAAAUCUGUCGCCAAUUGGAUGGAAACCUAGCUACUCAUGGUGGGUGGAUCAUGUAUAGGUUUCAUUCAGUGGUUGUGAAGUAGGCUAUGCUACAGAUGAGCUUAUGAGAGCAUCAUCAAACAUUGCUUGAAGCCUCCAGUAAAAGCUGGUCUGCCCUUCAACGCUUCAGCUGCAGAACAUAUUUUUUUUSCACUCAAACAAAACGCAUGCGCAUGGAGCAAACGAACUGCAACACAGUGCAGACGGUUGUGAUUGAGGCAAGAAUCACCUGUAUUCUGGCAUUCAUGGUGACACACCCAUGGGGUCAGAGCGGCUGUGAAUGCGCAAGAGACAGAUGCAAAUGCACCAGGAAACCGCGGCCAGUGUCCUCCAAUCACAGCACAGGAUGGGGAACAUGCCCACCAACYCCUCCAAUGCCUGUUGUUUCUGCUGGUGUUGCUGCUGCAGCUGCUCCUGUCUGACUGUUAUGACAGAGGAUGAGAGGAUUCAAAGAAACACCUAUGAGAGGAGGACAGAGGGAAUCGCAAACUAUGACGACAGCCCCAAGCCUACUCUGGAGGAUGCGACAAUGUGGACCAUGUCGUUUGAGAGGCUGAUGAAGAGCCCCGCAGGGCGGGGCUGCUUCCGACAGUUCCUAAGGACAGAGUUUAGUGAAGAGAACAUGAUGUUCUGGUUGGCCUGCGAAGAGCUCAAAAAGGAGACCAACAAAACUGUGGUGGAGGAGAAAGUACGACAGAUCUAUGAGGGCUUCAUUUCUAUCCUCUCCCCUAAAGAGGUGAGUUUGGACUCACGUGUUCGAGACGUGAUCAACAAGAACAUGCUGGAGCCCACGUCCCACACGUUUGAGGACGCCCAGCAGCAGAUCUACACGCUGAUGCAGAGAGACUCAUACCCACGCUACAUGAACUCUACAGCGUAUGCAGAUUUACUGCAGGACCUGGAAGAACCCCCACCUGCCACAGAGCCAUAGACUUUUAUUCUCCAUCAAUCACUCUACACAUUGCUUUUAGAUGACACUUGUGUAUCUUAGGUCCAGCUUUCAGUUACAGUUCACAUGUUGAUUGAUCAAUAGGCUCUAUUUACAAAAAUGUCUAUAUUAAAUUAAGGUGUAACUACUGUUUACUACCUUAAAUAUUGGCUUUCCAAAAUCCUCAAAGCGAGCAAGAACAUACGCUGUAUUCCAAUUCAGAUUGCAAGAUGUUUCCAAAUAUAUUUAUAUUUUUAUAUUGCCUAGCACUUGACAUUGCACUUUUCUAUAGUUUUAUGAGGGGAAAGCAUGUUGUAUCUGUUAGCAUUGCAUUUGUGUGUAGUUCUAUUGUCAGACUUAAAGUAUUUUCAGUUAUUUUUUAUGAAAUCUAAUUUCACUUAAUAUUAAGAAGACAUGGGAAAGUGCCUUGGCAUGAGAUCGUUUACCACUACAACUUCAACAUACAGUACCAGUCAAAAGUUUGGGAACACCUACUCAUUCCAGGGUUUUU
Salvelinus sp. IW2-2015 is the source of this 1562-nucleotide messenger RNA. Its product is annotated as regulator of G-protein signaling 20-like. NCBI's taxonomy places the organism in Eukaryota, Metazoa, Chordata, Actinopteri, Salmoniformes, Salmonidae. The record is from RefSeq and is a predicted model, not a curated record.